AUGCAGGGGAUCGAUGGAUCACCUCCAGCUGCCGACGAUCACGAGGUCGUCACUCCAGAGCAGUCCCGGAGACCGCCGAUUUGGAGCUCUGCAGCGGCAGCAGUCGCGGCUUCAGCUGCAGCAGCUGCCGCUGGAACACCGCUGUCUGAUGCAAAAGUAAGGGAAGACAUGUGGAGGAGGUUAGUUCACCGACCUCUGCCUCCGGCCUUCUCCUCUCCUGCGCCGGAAAGUUCAGCCUCGACCUGGACUCAGGAUCCGGAUCCACCGUGCUCCCUAGAGGAAAGUCCUCACCAGGAGAGGCGCAAAGGUGCAGACUGUGAUUCAAGACACGAAAGAGGUGGCGUCCAAGCCGAUGAGCCCUUGAGGAGACCAUUGUUCCACAGCCCUGCCACGCAAGGACUGUCACAUCUGCAGAGCGGAGCAACUGCUGCUGAGAAUGACCAUUAUUCUUGCGCUCUGCGUGUGGAGGAACCCAUGAUCGGGGAUUUCAAGACAGUCAUCCAUAUGCUGAGACGCAAUGGCUUCCAGGAGGUUCAACAUGUUCUGAUGUCGAAAGAUGCAGACGCGAGAGGCGUGCCAGGUGGCCAGUUGACAGAACUGAUAGCCGACGGGCACGGCCUCUGGACGACAUGUGCAGAGGUGCUGCUGGCUUACGAGAAUCGCGGACGGCGCUUGCAGCAGGCAUUGCUGGGCGAGCGGACCGAGGAGAGAUGUCGGCGUGAUGGUCGAGUUCACAGUCUGCUCCACGAGAAUUCCAAGUUACAGGAAGAACUGAAGGCGGCCAAAGAACUGCACAGAACAGGAACUUCAGGAAGCAGGAGCGGUGACACUAGCUUCGGAUCUUCUGUGCCAGCGCAAAGCACUUGGAGCCCAUCUGGCCCAUCUUCAAGGCCAUCUCCUCAGGCUCCGCGCGACCGGCAGCUGCAGGAGCUCACGAUUCGGGCCCAGAAAGCCGAGAUUGCAGCGCGGCAGCGCGAGCGGGAGCUGGAGAAACUCAAAUCCCGUCUGGAGCAGGCUCUAUCGGAGGCGGCCAAGCGCAAGGAGCGUGAGCGUUCAGCUCUGGUGCGCGUCUCGAAGAAGGCCUCUCGUGAAGAUCCUGUGGAGGCGCUUAUAGCUCACAAGGCAGCGUCGGAAGCUGCGCAGGCAGAAGCGUCGGCUCUCAGAAAGCAGGUCCACAUUCUCAGUUUUCAGUUGGAGGAAGCGGAAGAAAAACUCCGACAGAUGCAGGCAGUCAAAGCCCGUGUGGUCGUGAGAACGGUUGAGGAUGUUCCGGAGACAAGUACAGGGGACGCUGAGGCGCUUGCCGAGGAAAGAGAUCGAAGAUUGGGAUUGGAGGAGCAGCUGAAAGAGAGCCAUCUACGUUAUUCCGAGCAGAUCAGCCGGCUGUCUGCGUCUUGUCGACAAGCAGAGGAGCAAGUGGCACAGCUGAAGACCGAACUUCAUGACAUGGCCAGGGAACCGCGACCCGUGGACACCAGACUGCAGCGAGAAGUGCUGAAGCUACGUGAGGAGCUGGCCGAGGUGCGCAAAGCUUGGAAGACGACAGACACGCGGAGUCUCAUUCAGCGUGACAAGGAGCUGCGGCGCCUUGGCUUAGAUGCAGCGGCCUUGGAGGAUCAGCUGGCCAAGCCGGAUCUGUGCGCAGUGCUGGUGGAGUUGUGCAGGCUCGUGCGUGUGCCCAGCGUGGCAGAAGUGGUGCCGGAGGUGGGUCGGCUGAUUCAACACUGCAGGUCGUUGGAAGAUGCCGCCACGAAUGCGCGGACGCAGACAUGUCUAGA
This is a messenger RNA of Symbiodinium necroappetens, 1778 nucleotides long. The record is from the annotation of a GenBank genome assembly. NCBI's taxonomy places the organism in Eukaryota, Dinophyceae, Suessiales, Symbiodiniaceae.